AUGCCUGUUUCUGGGAAUUCUCAGGGGUGCGGGGCAGGCAGGUCGCAGAGGCUUCCACAGAGCAACAACCAACGAGGGCGGAAUCAGAUAAUUGAUCUUCACUCGUUCUCAACAGGUCGUUCAACAUCAACUCAGUCAACUAAAUCCAUCGAGAAAUCAACGGAUUCAACGGCUAACAAGGGGAUUUACGCCCCCCGAAGUCAAGUCGAAGAAUCGACUCAACGGAAUUCGAGCAACGGAGAGGACACUAAGUUUUCCCACAACUCAACGGAUCAACGAUUAGUGCUCUUGGCUACGGCUAAAGCCAGGGCAUUCUCCAAUAGCGGGUUCUACACAAUCGCAAGAAUACUCAUCGACCAAGGCUCAGAGCUUUCAUUUAUUUUGGAAAGCCUGGUUCAUCAACUUCAACUAUAUCGACGACAUUCAACGAUCGAACUCAUCGGAAUUGGUGGAAAACACGUAUGUUCAACGAGAGGGAGUGUGGUAAUCACGCUCCAAUCAACGAAACAGCCAUUUCAACAAGUUGAGAUCAACUCCCACAUCCUACAUAAGCUAACCUCACGGUUACCAACGUUCUCAUACUCAUAUGCAUUAGUCGGAUCACUGCAGCAGCUUCAACUGGCAGAUGAGAACUACUCCACACCUGGACCUAUCAACAUAAUUAUCGGAGCUGACAACUACGGGAAGAUCAUCGGCAACGGGAUUAAGAAAUCCAACGACGAUCAAUUAGUUGGCCAACUAACAACAUUCGGACGGAUCCUAUCGGGUCCAUUAUGCAACACAAAGUAUUCAACGAGGACCUCCUUAUCCGCGGCAAGGGGAUCUUCUAACGAACAAUUAACGGAGCUUUUACACAGAUUCUGGGUCCAGGAAGAACCACCAAUCUCAACAAAUGCAACCAACGAACUCACACCAGACGCAUUAGAGUGUGAAGAACACUUUCAACGCACUCAUCACCGAGACACGUCUGGGCCCUACAUUGUGCAAUUGCCACUUCGCACAUCAACAGCAGCGCUCGGAGGAUCGAGGAACCAAGCACUUCGUCAACUCCAGUCGGGGAAACGAAAACUAAACGGUAAUCCUGAUUACAGCAGACUCUACUAUGACGUUAUCAACGAAUACGAAGCACUUGAUCACAUGCGACGUAUACAACAAACAUCAGGACCAGCAACAAAUUACUACCUGCCACAUCAUGGGGUUCUGAGGGAAGAUUCGCUAACCACGAAGCUUCGAGUAGUCUUCAACGGCUCCAACAAGACAUCAACGGGUAUCUCACUCAACGACAUCCUCCACGCGGGCGGAAAGCUCCAAGUGGAUGCAAUGGAUGUACCCACAUGGUUAAGACGACAUCGCCUCGUCUUCGGCACCGACAUCGUUAAGAUGUUUCGACAAAUCAACGUACACCAUGACGGUCGGAAUCUUCAACGCAUUCUUUGGAUAGACGAAAAUCAACAACUUGUGACAUAUCAACUGACAACGGUCACAUAUGGACAGAAAUGCUCUCCAUGGCUCUCUUUGAGAGUUCGUCAACAACUCGUCAACGAUGAAGGUCAACGAUUCCCUGCAGCAGUGCAACUGCUAACUAAAGGCCGCUAUGUCGACGACAUUGACGGUGGAGCGGACUCCGAGGGAGAAUUCAAAGAAAUAGUAACUCAACUGUAG
Molecule: messenger RNA, 1662 nt
Organism: Diachasmimorpha longicaudata
Lineage: Eukaryota; Metazoa; Arthropoda; Insecta; Hymenoptera; Braconidae
Exons: 2
Coding region: 1-1662 (553 amino acids)
Source: RefSeq, a predicted model, not a curated record